Messenger RNA from Ascoidea rubescens DSM 1968, 1398 nucleotides. It is a transcript of the gene ERG4, whose product is annotated as delta(24(24(1)))-sterol reductase. Gene Ontology annotation, cellular component: endoplasmic reticulum membrane. The coding region runs from base 1 to 1398 and encodes 465 amino acids. Gene Ontology annotation, biological process: ergosterol biosynthetic process. The transcript has 2 exons. Gene Ontology annotation, molecular function: Delta24(24-1) sterol reductase activity. Lineage: Eukaryota; Fungi; Ascomycota; Saccharomycetes; Ascoideales; Ascoideaceae. The record is from RefSeq and is a predicted model, not a curated record.
AUGGCUCAAAGUUCUGAAAAUACUCCACUCAUAAGCUAUCUGACUGAUGCACAUCAAGUACAACAAACUAAGAAAGAUGUUGAUUAUGAGUUUGGUGGUCCCGCUGGUGUGAUUGGAAUGUGUAUUGGUUUUCCAUUAUUAAUGUGGUAUAUGUGGAUCUCUGCUGAGUUUUAUAAAGGUGCGCCAGCAUGGCCAGCUAAAGACGAAACCUUUCCCCAAUUUCUCAAACAUUUAUAUUUUGAUUUUUUUAUUCCCAACGCUGUUCCAGAUUUUAGAACCUGGAGAAUAUUCUUAACAUUUAUAUUCACACAGGCAGUAUUUUAUUAUACUUUGCCAGGUUUUUGGACCAAAGGUCAACCAUUGAAGCAUUUAAACAAUAAACAAUUGGAUUAUUUCUGCAAUGCAGUCUUUUCGUUUUAUCUUUCAAUUGUCAUUGCUUUGGUUUUACAUUUCACUGGGUUGUUUAAAUUGUAUACAAUUAUUGAACUCUUUGGAAAAUUGAUGACUGCAGCUAUUAUUUCAGGUUUUGUUUUCUCAAUUAGUUUGUAUUUAUUCACAAUUUUCUAUUCUGGUGACUAUCAUAGAAUGACAGGUAACCAUCUUUAUGAUUUCUUUAUGGGUGCACCAUUAAACCCAAGAAUCGGUAUUUUAGACUUGAAAAUGUUUUUUGAAGUAAGAUUACCAUGGUUCAUUUUAUUUUUCUUGACAUUGGGAGCAUGUUUUAAACAAUAUAACGAAUAUGGUUAUGUUUCUAUUCAAAUUCUUGUUCUAUUAUUUGCACAUUUUCUUUAUGCAAAUGCUUGUUCUAAAGGUGAAGAAUUAAUUGUUCCAACUUGGGAUAUGGCAUAUGAAAAAUUUGGAUUCAUGUUAAUAUUUUGGAAUAUUGCUGGUGUUCCAUUCACCUAUUGCCAAACUACAUUGUUCUUGACUUAUCAUGACCCCAAAGAAUAUAACUGGUCAAAUUAUUACAAUGUUUUCUGUUUCCUACUUUUGGUAACAUCUUACUACUUUUUCGACACGGCAAAUGGUCAAAAGAAUACUUUUAGAAAACAAAUUGCUGGGGAUUUAGUGAUCAGAAAAACAUUCCCAUUUUUACCUUAUCAAGUUCUUGAAAACCCCAAAUAUAUUAAAUGUGAAAAUGGUUCAACAUUAUUAACAGAUGGUUGGGUUAAAUAUGCCAGAAAAAUCCAUUACACGGCAGACUGGAUUCAAUCUUUAUCCUGGAGUUUAAUUUGUGGGUUUUCAUCGAUUUUUAUUUAUUUUUUUCCAAUAUUUUAUUUUGUUGUUUUAAUCCACAGAACGAUUAGAGAUGAAAGAAAAUGUGCCAAGAAAUACAAAAAAGAUUGGAAGCUUUAUUGUAAAGAAAUUCCUUAUCGCUUUAUUCCUUAUGUAUUUUAA